Messenger RNA from Drosophila ficusphila, 966 nucleotides. Its product is annotated as cilia- and flagella-associated protein 36. The record is from RefSeq and is a predicted model, not a curated record. NCBI's taxonomy places the organism in Eukaryota, Metazoa, Arthropoda, Insecta, Diptera, Drosophilidae. The transcript has 4 exons. Bases 16 to 948 code for a protein of 310 amino acids. Gene Ontology annotation, cellular component: axoneme; ciliary base.
UCAGUUGUAUCGAAAAUGUCCGUUGAAGACUCUUGGGUUUUUGAUUCGUUGGUGUGCUUUUUGCACGGACCCGUUUGGAACGCCCCGCUCCAGACUUUUAUAGAGCAAAAGUCCUUGGUCUUCGAUCCCAAUCUCCAGUUGGAUGAGAACAAUCCUGAUAUACUCCAGAUUCACGAGGAAUACAAGAAUCUGGUGGACUAUAUGCUGGGUAGUUUCAUGGAGGAGAUGCAGAUAUCGCCGGAGCAGUUCGAAAUGGCUUGUUUGGAGGGUCGACAGCAGGGCCAGGGUGAGAACCCCUUCCAGUUCCACCAGGUGCUGUUCCAGCAGAUUUGGGCCGCGAACGACCUUAAGAUAUUCAUUCGCAUGAUGACGCAACGCAAUGUAGAACUUCAGCUGCAGGCCCUCGAUCUCAUCGAGAAAAAUCAAUUAGCUCAAAGUACCGCCGAAGAGGGGGAUGACCACAGUGCGGACGCCUGCUCGGAUCCAGGUGACACCGCCUCCGAGGUGGAACAAAUGAUUGCAAAGACGGUGUCCGAUGAGCUGGAGAGUCCGGAGGCAGCCCUUACCCCAGAUCAGGAUGCCAACCUGGAUCUGGUUAACGACAAGUUUCAGCGCCUGAAUCUGUUCUUCGAGCAGGAGGACCAUGUGGAUCCCAGUGAUGUCGUGUCGCGACAGGAAUAUCUGCGUCAACAACGCGACAAGAUUGUGGAGAUUAAGAAGCAGACGCGGGCCAAGCAAUUGCAAGAGACCAUGUCCCGGGGAACACCCCAUGCGCCAGAGGGAGCACGUCCCAGUUCCGCAUUGGUGGCCCAGCAGCUCCUGGAGAACGGCGGUCGGACCAAGGAGCUCUCGAUGCCAGCUCCUCUAGAAGCCGAGGAGAAUGCAGCUCUGCAACUCAGACGCAAUCUUGCCAAGCGCUUGCGCAGCGAAGUGGUGGAACAAAAGUGAAUGCAAAGGACGCUCUAU